AUGUUGUACAACAGCAGUUCCAGUUUCUUUCUGUUGACUGGUUUUCCAGGCUUUGAGGCAGCUCACCACUGGAUUUCCAUGCCCUUCUUUAUUGUCAACAUCUCUGUCCUUCUUGGCAAUGGCACUCUCCUUCUUCUCAUUAAGGAAUACCACAAUCUUCACGAGCCUAUGUACUAUUUCCUGGCCAUGUUGGCAGCCACAGACCUAGGGCUGACCUUGACAACAAUGCCCACAGUGCUGGGAGUCCUCUGGUUGAACCGCAGGGAGAUUGGAAAUGUAGCCUGCUUUUCUCAAGCCUAUUUAAUACAUUCACUUUCCUUCGUAGAAUCUGGUGUUUUGCUUGCGAUGGCCUAUGAUCGUUUUAUUGCCAUUCGCAACCCCCUUAGAUACACCUCCAUACUCACUAAUACUCUGGUGGUGAAAAUUGGGCUAGGAGUUCUGAUGAGGGGAUUUGCAUCUGUUGUCCCUCCAAUUUUACCUCUCUAUUUUUUUCCCUAUUGCCAUUCCCAUGUCCUUUCUCAUGCAUUUUGCCUUCAUCAGGAUGUCAUUAAACUGGCCUGUGCUGAUACCACCUUCAAUCGAUUGUAUCCAGUUGUGGUUGUAGCCCUUAUAUUUGUACUGGAUUCUCUGAUUAUUCUCAUCUCCUAUGUGUUGAUACUCAAGAGUGUCCUGAGCAUUGCCUCCAGAGAAGAGAGGGCCAAGGCCCUCAAUACUUGUGUCUCCCAUAUCUGUUGUGUCCUGGUUUUCUAUGUCACUGUGAUUGGAUUGUCUCUAAUUCACAGGUUUGGAAAGGAGGUUCCACAUAUUGUCCACCUCAUUAUGAGCUACGUCUAUUUUUUGUUCCCUCCACUAAUGAAUCCUAUAAUUUAUAGUGUCAAGACCAAGCAGAUCCAGAGUGCCAUUCUUCACCUUUUUACCAUCCAUAGAGUUGAAGCCUGA
Messenger RNA from Pteropus alecto (black flying fox), 939 nucleotides. Its product is annotated as olfactory receptor 51B5. The transcript has a single exon. Gene Ontology annotation, biological process: G protein-coupled receptor signaling pathway. NCBI's taxonomy places the organism in Eukaryota, Metazoa, Chordata, Mammalia, Chiroptera, Pteropodidae. Bases 1 to 939 code for a protein of 312 amino acids. Gene Ontology annotation, cellular component: membrane. Gene Ontology annotation, molecular function: olfactory receptor activity; G protein-coupled receptor activity. The record is from RefSeq and is a predicted model, not a curated record.